AUGCAUGAUAGGAAAUGGUUGGUUUACUCUACAUAUGUUAAAAAGGUGUAUUGUUUCUGCUGUAAGCUUUUUAAAUCCCAUGGCAACAAGAGUUCGUUAGCAGGUAAUGGACUAAAAGAUUGGAAGCAUCUUAGCGAGAGGCUUAAAGAACAUGAAAAUGGUGCAGAGCAUAUUAAAAACAUGAACACUUGGAAUGAAUUUAGAGUCAGGCUAUCAAAAAAUAAAACAAUUGAUAGUGAUUUGCAGCAACAAAUCACAAAGGAGAAAGAACGUUUGAGGCAAGUGCUAAUAAGACUAGUGUCCAUUGUGAAAUUUCUUGCUAAACGAAACUUAGCUUUUCGUGGAUCUAGUGAAAAAAUUUACGAACACAACAAUGGUACUGUUACAAGUUCUAUCUUAAAAAUUGUUAAAGAGGCUAAAUAUUUCUCUGUUAUUCUUGAUUGUACUCCGGAUGUUAGCCAUCAAGAACAAAUGACUUUAAUUAUUAGAUGUGUUAACAUGUCCAACAACAAAAUUAAGAUAGAGGAGUUCUUUAUGGAAUUUCUAAAGGUGGAUGACACAUCUGGUUUGGGUCUUUUUAAUGUACUUCUUGAUGCUAUAGAGUCUUAUGGCUUAAAUAUUAAUGAUGUUAGAGGCCAAGGUUACGAUAAUGGUUCGAACAUGAAAGGGAAAAAGCAAGGGUUCGUGCAGUAA
Lolium rigidum is the source of this 693-nucleotide messenger RNA. RefSeq lists its product as uncharacterized. The coding region runs from base 1 to 693 and encodes 230 amino acids. The transcript is spliced from 3 exons. Lineage: Eukaryota; Viridiplantae; Streptophyta; Magnoliopsida; Poales; Poaceae. The record is from RefSeq and is a predicted model, not a curated record.